Molecule: messenger RNA, 843 nt
Organism: Canis lupus familiaris (dog)
Lineage: Eukaryota; Metazoa; Chordata; Mammalia; Carnivora; Canidae
Gene: NKG7
Product: natural killer cell granule protein 7
Exons: 5
Coding region: 178-828 (216 amino acids)
Cellular component (GO): plasma membrane
Source: RefSeq, a predicted model, not a curated record
UGGCCACAUCCCCCCCAUUUAACUCACACCCUGGUCUCAUCUGUCACCUUCCACCCUGAGGCCCCCAAGCCUCUCUCACACCUCUUCCAGGAAGAAGUCUCCUCUGAUGUUGAGGGUUCCAAGGGUGGGAGGUAUAGAACCUAAAACAGAGGACCCAGACACCCAGUGCUCACCUACAUGGAGCCCUAUCGGUCCUUGGCUCUACUCACUGGCUCCCUGGGCCUGGUGUCCAUCCUGAUUGCUCUGAGUACGGAUUUCUGGUUCGUGGCCAUGGGGCCCAGCUUUACAUUUCACUCCGGCCUCUGGCCAAAGGGGGUUUAUAACAAAGUAGCAGACUACAUCCGUGCGACGCAGAGCCUCACCAUUCUGGCUAGUCUGUCGGUCCUGGUGUCGGUGAUCUUCCUGGUCCUGUCCUACAUCCCCUUACUGUCCCUUCCAGGCCACGGGCGCCUCAUCUCCUCUGUCACAGCCUUUGCUGCAGGCCUUUUUGCGAUGGUGGCCAUGGUGGUCUAUACCAGUGAGCGGUGGAACCAGCCUCACAGCCCCCAGGUCCAGACCUUCUUCUCCUGGUCCUUCUACCUGGGUUGGGUUUCGACUGUCCUGUUGCUCUGUACAGAGCCUCCCGGCCUGGCUAUGACACCUUGUGAGCUGAAGGCGAGACCAGGAGGAAGAAGCAGUAGUCACAGAAGAUGUCGUCAGGAGCCGCAGGCACCCACAGGCCUCCCUCUAGCCCUUACCCCUAGCCCUCCUGAGACCCCUUCAUUUGUUUCUUCAUCCAUUCAACAAAAAUUUGCUGGGAUCUGGUUAAUCUUUCUUUUUUCUUUUUAAGAUUUUAGUUAUUUA